Amoebophrya sp. A120 is the source of this 3427-nucleotide messenger RNA. The record is from the annotation of a GenBank genome assembly. Lineage: Eukaryota; Dinophyceae; Syndiniales; Amoebophryaceae.
GAGCAGCGUAAGAAAGCGUAAGGGUUCAAGGGAAGUGUUCCUGGAGUCGCGAUUUGGUGUUCUUUCGAAGGUCCAAUUGGGCAUACCAGCGGGCUGGCGCAUUUUCAAUUUUCUUUUCUCCAUCAUUGACGCUGCAUCGAUUGCAAUACAAUUACAUGUUCCAGUCUCAGUUUUGGCAGAAGAAAAAGUGUAAGGAAAGAAGAUCCUCCGCAAAAUUCAAAUUCUUGCGGGAGUUGAUCCUCUUUGAACCUGAUAAUUGUACGCCGUUGUCGUUUGCUUAAAGUGACUAAUUGAAGAAAUCUACGCAAAGUAUGAGCCAGGCCGCACUUGCGUACGUUGUCCUCGGAGCGUCCUUAAUAUCCGGUGCAGCUUGUGCGAAUUGCCGCGACGCCUCGACGUGGCAAGUACCCGGGGUUCCCACGCGUCGCACCUUUUCCGGUCGAAAUGCUGCGGAAGAUGAUGGGGUUGAGGAGCCGGCUCGACAUACCUUCAACGGUUCUUCGCGCCCAUCGUCGCGCCAGAGCCGGAAGACCUUUGUCAGCGAGGGUGGGCCCGAUGAUCGCAGCAUGGUGGGCACCGCGUCGUUGCCGGGCGAGCCGCGGGAGCCCGGUGGAGAGCGCGAAGACAACUGGCCACCUUGCCCUCCUGUUCGCGCUCCCGAUCGUCCGGCGACGCAUGGCGGGGAGCACCACCGGCACAGCCGCGCGAAGCGCAAAAGCAAUAGAAGCACAAUCGAGGACGUAUUCUCGGACGAAUCUUGUUCACCGCGCAACAGUUUCGGUUCCAGCGCGGCUGGCGGGUCUGGUGCACCUCCAGCUCCAGGAGGCCCCAGUACCUAUUUCGCCGCCCAAGCGGCAGCCGGCCGUCUUUGGCAGCGCCACGGGAGCAGAAGAAUGCAGCAACUAAACCGUUUAGAAGGUGGCGGUGUGCACCAACAUCUCCCAGCUGGUGGGGCUACUUCUAGUACACCCGGGUACUACCCCGCGGACGAAGACACUCGGGGUGACUGGGAUGAUGAACGUCUCUCGCACGGGUCGGGCCGGUCUUCCUUUAGUAGCGGUGCCAGCCGAAACUCCUUCACCAGCAGCCGGAAUUCUUUCAUCGACCAAAAACCGGCUCCUACGCCGCAGCGCGAGUGCGUAAAUUUUGUCAGUAUGGCGCCCAUGGCGCUGCGCCCAGUGACCGCUACCGUCCCCAUGCAACCCGUCACGCGCAGCCCGAUGACAAGUCGGCCGUCCACGUCAAAUAACGCCACGCCGCGUCGACGCGUUCAGCAUACGCCGGUGCCCAGCCCGGAGGGCGGCUCACGGGGGGACGAAAGUAGUACCCCAAUCUCCUCUCCGGUGCCGUCUCGGCCGCCCUUGCCCCGCCUGGAAAAGGCCCACCGACCGCCCCCGAUCGCGCAGCCCACUCGGAUGCCCUCACCUGCAAUGGACUUGGCGCGGCCCGCAUCUGCGUCGCGGUCGCAGCGCCAGGCUGACCCGUUUGCAAACGAGUCGGUUGUGCUUCCCGGUGGCCACUUGGGGCGAUGCGCAGAAAAUCUGCCACAAGUGUACGAUCCACAACCGGCAACCGCACCGGAGCCGCCGGCACCGGCCUCGAGUACUAGAGCGACACCACUGAUACCGGUGCCAAAACGCGAUGUUGCGAUCGUUAUCCCGAGCGAUCAGGUGAGGGUUAUUUCGCAGCCCUCACAACCAGCUCAGCCACCGAGAGAGCCUGUCACGUCCUCUCCAGUCGCAGAGCCGGCUCAACCAACGACGAGCCGUUCCCUGCGCUCACGGAAGUUGGCGCCGAUUCAAGUCGAUGCUCCGCCCGCUGGACCGCCGGAGGCCGAAGCCCAAGCAGCAACAGAAACCAAGCUGCGCUCCUGUCUUGACCGGCUUCUGGGGAAAGCGGGCGGCGCCUUUGGUACCAGCGACAACCCCGUGGCAGAGGCGAACGGGGCACUCCUUACUGGUAGCACGGCGUCUCCGGGGGGCGGAAACAACAACGCGCGUGAGUUGCAGGAACUGGCGGCAAUUUUGGAUGUGCUGGAGCAAGACAAGGAGAAGUGCCGACUCGCCAACGAGCGGUCGAAGAAGGCCAAAUUGGAGGCAGAACGCGCAGCCGCUGCGCUCGCGAAAGAGAAGUCUGCGGAGGACCGAGCCAGGCAGAAGAACCUGUGGUCGUCGUUGAAUUUGAAGCGGUUGACGUCGCAAACGAAGCCAAAGGCCUCCUCGUGUAGUGGUACUACCGGGGUAGUUCCAGCUGCUGCUUCCGAGGACUCGGUGGAGGAGGAGAAGCGAACACGGGACGUCGCGCGGCUGUACGCCGCGCUGCUCGGCGAGGGCGAGGUGGACUCCCCGAGCAAAGAGGAGGUGGACGAGUUUUUCCAUGACAACUUUCCCGACGGGUGGGAGCUGCUGCAGUGGCUGGACGAGAAGGUGGAGAAGCAAAGAGCCGAGGCCGCGCGGGAACCGCAGGACUCGGAGGAGCUGUGGGCGUCGCUCCGCGCCAGCUGCCGCACACCCACGCGGCAAAAGUUGCGCAAGUCAAAGAGAACAACCCUGUUCGACGAGUCGGCCAUGGGUGGAUCCAGCCUGUUGGCGUCCUCGCUGGCCAUCGAGUCCUCCGCACUGGACACGUUCCGCGCGGCCCACGGAGGGUCCGUGGCGGCGGAGGAGCCCGCGAGCGAGGAAAGCCGCUGCCGAGGCAGGUUCACGCAUUGUGUCGUGCGGGUGCGGAAAAUGCAAGCGCUAAUGGAGCACAUCGAGCGCGAUGGGGGCGCCGGGCUGCUCGAGCAAUACCGCACGGCGCACCCCGACAGUGACCUGGACCUUGACUUCCUGGCGCAGCGGGCGGGACUUUCACUCGCGCCGUUGGAGAAUGGCUCGGGAAGUAGUUUUCUCCAGUCUAGUACCGGGGAGGGCGGGCAAAGCACUGGUGCGUUUUCGUCCGAAGGAUCGCAGAGUGGCAGGUCGGGGGCACAGCAACAGAUGCCGCUCUCGCCGUCUGCUCGAGUUUGGAACCAGAACAUCGUGCGGGGGAUGCUGCUCACGGCUAAGUCCAAAACGUAGAUGGUGUUUAUUGAACGUCCUGCAGCAAAUGAAAAUCAAUGUAGAUUGCAGCGCCAAAGUGUGAUUGAAACUGUAUGUGAAGCGCUUGCAAUACAAAUAGCAGUGAACCAGUCAAGAAUGUGAGUGUAUAUGAUUUCCUAUGGCUGGGGCUGGCAAACGCAAACCGUUACUGAAGUCUUGACCUGUUUGGUCUUUCGAGAAAGAGAAACUCUAGGGCAAUAAGUUUAAGUACCUUAUUCACCGCAAACGCAAAAAUGGAUGAGUUAUGAAUGCAUCGUGUACAGAUUCAUUUUUAGUUUUAGAACGCCGAAAAAAAUUGAAUAGAAAAACCCCCCAGGUUUGAGAUGCGGUGUUUGUGGUAAACGACG